Molecule: messenger RNA, 741 nt
Organism: Cyclopterus lumpus (lumpfish)
Lineage: Eukaryota; Metazoa; Chordata; Actinopteri; Perciformes; Cyclopteridae
Gene: rmi2
Product: RecQ mediated genome instability 2
Exons: 2
Coding region: 72-509 (145 amino acids)
Biological process (GO): regulation of sister chromatid segregation; negative regulation of double-strand break repair via homologous recombination; maintenance of rDNA
Cellular component (GO): nuclear speck; cytosol
Source: RefSeq, a predicted model, not a curated record
UUCCGGUAUAACUGAAUGGCGGGACCGCGGGUUUCGAGCAAGCCACCGUCGAACGAGAGCGGCUGUCAGUGAUGGACGACGCGGUGAGGAAGCGUCCCCCGCCGGUCAAAGUGAUGUCCGGACAGCUGCGGGCGGCGGAGAGCCGGGACGCGGUCGACAGCGGGGACGGCUGGGCUCUCCGGCUGGCCGGGGGUCGCUCUCUGCGGGUAUCACUGGUGUGGAUGCAGGGGACGGUACUGGAGGUCCAGCCGGAGAGGAACACCGUGACGCUGCUGGACGAGACGGGGACCUUUGCGGUGCUCGGCGUCAACAACAUCCCCAGAGGGAAGCCGUGUCUGGCCCAAGCCAUUUUUGCAGGCAAAUACGUCAUGGUGAUGGGCGUCGUCAUGGCCGUCUCCCCGGAGCCGGUGAUCCGUGCCGUGAAGAUGGCAGACCUCUCGGAGCUCGCCGGGCUCCACAGAAGGAUGUGGAAGCUGGAGGUGGAGGACCUGCAGCAGGUGCUGGCCUGAGAGCAGAACCUGCUUUGAAGUAAUUCUUGACAAUGUUGGGGGAUGGGGGAACGUGGAGUCUACUUGAUAUCUUCUGACUGCGCGAUGAUGCAAGAGUGACAAAGACUCCGACACGACCAAACGGACUUGGAGUGUUCAGUAUUUCUGCUGUGAAGUGUGAAGCUUUCCCUCUUGGCUCCUACUCAAAAGAUGUUUAUAUACACGUACUAAAUAAAGAUGGUUCCUACUUUUC